AUGGCACCGAUGGCUGCAGCAACAAUAUCCACACCAACCCUCACGCAAAGCGGUGCGAGAGUCGCUUCACAAGCAGCCGAGCAACAUGCACUCGAGCUUGGCGUGCCCAUGUCCAUAGCAGUAGUGGAUGCGCACUGCCACCUCUUGAGCUUCACGCGAAUGGAUGGCUCGAAAAUCACAUCCAUCAACACUGCCAUGGACAUGGCUUUCACAGCAGCGGGCAACCGGAUACCAACAUCAGCAUACCAAGAGAACGCCUGGCCCGGCAGCGCAACCUCAGGCAUCGGCAAUGCGAUCUCCGGCCGCUUCUGCACCCUCGGUGGCGGCAUACCCAUAUUCUGCCCAUCAGGCAGCGGCGACAUACUCGGGGCGAUCGGAUGCUCGACCGGCACAUCGAACCAGGACGAGGCCGCCGCGAAGAUCGGUCGCGACGCCGUUCUCGCAUUGAUACGCAAAGAGAAGCUCGAUGAGGAGCGGAGAGUAGAGAAUGAGAGACAGGCAGUGCUUAUGCUGUGGAAGGAGAAGGAAGAGGAGGUUGGCACACUAAGAGAGGAAUUGGAGCGCGGAAGUAAGAGGAUGCGGUAUGACGAGUAUGGUGGUGGGAGGAAGAGCAGUGUUGCACUGAGCACGAGUGGGAGCUUGGGUGGGAGGAGCGUUAUGCCGGAUACACCGCCUGAAGAUGGCGAGAUUCAACCAAGUUUUGUAGGCGAGGUUGCGCUGGGAACGGCGAUGAGAGUGUAG
Messenger RNA from Parastagonospora nodorum SN15, 741 nucleotides. RefSeq lists its product as hypothetical. The coding region runs from base 1 to 741 and encodes 246 amino acids. NCBI's taxonomy places the organism in Eukaryota, Fungi, Ascomycota, Dothideomycetes, Pleosporales, Phaeosphaeriaceae. The transcript has 3 exons. The record is from RefSeq and is a predicted model, not a curated record.